UUGUCCUCCUCACCUAAAAAAAGAAUCCCCUUCUCCUUUAUGUGCUCACAGUUUAUAUGCACUUUGUAAUCCGCAGCCAAAGUUUGUUCAGAGAUGGAGAACUCAGUCUGCCAAGAACUUAAUGAGAAUGGCGAACGCAACCAUGAUUAUUACCGCCUUCAAGAUGACGACGAUGACGGCGAUGAAUCUCAAUACAUAUAUGUCAUGAAUGCCAUCCUAAGUGGUACUGCCCGGCUAAAUGUUCUCUUACCUACAGCUACAAUCCUUGCCUUCACCAUACUUGCUCCUCUCACAACCAAUGAUGGCAAAUGCACCAAUUUCAGCCGCUGGUUGACAGGUUACUUCAUUGCUUUUCUGGCUGCCUCUUGCAUAUUCUUCACAAUCACUGACAGCUUUCGAACAGCCACCGGAAGGUUGUACUAUGGGAUAGCCACAUUCAGAGGGAUAUGGACUUUCAAUGGUAGCAGGAAGAAACCACUUAUUCCAUCUGAUUAUAGGCUGAGUUGGGCUGAUCUCUUCCAUGCAUUAUUUUCAUUGGUUGCAUUUCUUACUUUUGCAGGAUCACAUAGUGAUGUUGUGGCAUGCUACUAUCCAGCAUUGCCCAGGAAGAUCACCAACAGUGUUCCUUUGAUUGUUGGGUUUGUGAUUAGUGUGUUGUUUGUGAUGUUUCCUUCCAGGAGAAGGGGCAUUGGCUACCCUUUGUUGCUUCUAAAAAAGGCUUCGUACAGUAGAUAGUGAGAAGGAUUUCAUUGCUUUACACACAGCAGUAAGGAUGAAAAAUUAUCAAAGAAAGGUGUAAAACUGAAGCUUCCCUCUUUCUGUCGAAACAGGAUAGUUGAUGAGCAUCGGUACUUUGUAACUGAAUUAUAUAAUCAAGGAAUAUCAUUUUGUUUUUCCAGAGAAGUUUGAAUUGUAUUUCAACAUGUAUAAACAUGGGAAUGAAAGUAAAAACUGAUUCAAUUGCACAAAAAAA
Messenger RNA from Mangifera indica (mango), 973 nucleotides. RefSeq names its product protein DMP2-like. The record is from RefSeq and is a predicted model, not a curated record. Lineage: Eukaryota; Viridiplantae; Streptophyta; Magnoliopsida; Sapindales; Anacardiaceae. The transcript has a single exon. The coding region runs from base 94 to 735 and encodes 213 amino acids. Gene Ontology annotation, biological process: endomembrane system organization.